Molecule: messenger RNA, 6257 nt
Organism: Mus pahari (shrew mouse)
Lineage: Eukaryota; Metazoa; Chordata; Mammalia; Rodentia; Muridae
Gene: Setbp1
Product: SET binding protein 1
Exons: 6
Coding region: 334-5082 (1582 amino acids)
Molecular function (GO): DNA binding
Source: RefSeq, a predicted model, not a curated record
GCCCCGGCGCCCCCCGAGCGAGGGCGGCCCGCCCCGCGCGUCGCCGUUUGACAGAUGCUCGUCGCUAUGGAGUUGCCGCAGCAGCACCUUUGGGGGCUCGGACGAACGACCGGAGGCGGAAUCUGAGCGAGCGCCCGGGCCAGCGGAGCCGGAGCCGCCGGGACAUGGAUCUGAUCCGUUCUGAGGACUUCGCCACAUCUCCGUUCUUGGAACGCUGAACUCAACAGCUGGACGACUUGGUUCUUGGAAUUUUGGGUUUCUUCUCUUUUGAUCCUUUCUGCUCCCCUUCAUCCCUUUCGUGUCCUGAGAACUCCUGAAGACUGUAGGAUUAUCAUGGAGCCCAGGGAAAUGUUAAGCAGCUGCCGGCAAAGAGGGAGUGAGUCGGAAUUCCUUCAGGGCUCCUCAUCCAGGUCCCCACCCGCUCCUGGCUGUUCAGGAGAGCCCUUGAAAGGCAUCUCUGUGGGUGGAGAACGCAUGGAGCCAGAGGAGGAGGAUGAAAUGGGCUCAGGACAAGAUGUGGAUUGCAAUUCUAAUGCAGACAGUGAGAAAUGGGUGGCCGGAGACGGUUUGGAGGAGCAGGAGUUCUCCAUCAAGGAGGCCAACUUCACUGAGGGGAGCUUAAAGCUGAAGAUUCAGACCACAAAGCGGGCUAAGAAACCCCCCAAAAACCUGGAGAACUAUAUUUGCCCACCUGAGAUCAAGAUCACCAUAAAGCAGUCUGGGGACCAGAAGGUGUCCCGUACUGGGAAAAAUAGCAAAGCGACAAAGGAAGAAGAAAGAAACCACUCCAAAAAGAAGCUCCUCUCAGCCAGUGACCCUGCAGCCAGUGACCUCAAAGCACUUCAGACACAGGCUUACGAGAGGCCCCAGAAACACUCAACACUUCAGUAUGACCCAGGUCACUCCCAGGGCUUCACCAGUGACACCUUAAAACCAAAGCACCAGCAAAAAAGCAGCAGCCAGAGCCACAUGGACUGGUCCUCCAACUCUGACAGUGGACCAGCUACUCAGAAUUGCUUCAUCAGUCCAGAGUCUGGCAGAGACACUGCAAGCACCAGCAAGAUCCCAGCUCUUGAACCCGUGGGUUCCUUUGCGAAGGCCCAGAGUAAAAAAGGCAACACAGGGGGGACCUGGAGUCAGUUGUCCAGCAGUAGCAAAGACCUGCUCUUGGGAAGUGUGGUACCCUCCCCCGGCAGCCACAACUCCCCAGCGACCCCUAGCAACUCAGCUGAGUGCAAUGGACUCCAGCCAUUGGGAGAUCAAGAUGGAGGAAGUACAAAGGAACUCCCAGAACCACCCACUCUCAGUUGCAAGAAGAAGUCCAGUAAAAAAGAUAUGAUAAGCCAAACCCUACCAAACUCGGAUCUGGAUUGGGUCAAGAGUGCCCAGAAAGCAUUUGAAACCACAGAAGGGAAAAGGGAAACCUACUCUGCAGACAGUGCUCACGAGGCAUCGCCAACCCGGCAGAGCAUCAGUUCCGUCAGUAAUCCAGAAAAUGAUUCCAGUCAUGUCCGGAUUACUAUCCCCAUAAAGACACCUUCUCUGGAUCCAAGCAACCAUAAGAAGAAAAGGAGGCAGACUAUUAAAGCUGUGGUGGAAAAAAUCAUCCCGGAGAAAGCACUGGCUUCGGGGAUUACUAUGAGCAGUGAAGUUGUUAAUAGAAUACUUUCCAACUCAGAGGGAAGUAAGAAAGACCCUCGAGUCCCAAAGUUGGGUAAGAUGAUAGAGAACGAAUCCCCCUCAGUUGGCCUUGAAACAGGUGGGAACGCUGAGAAAAUUGUCCCUGGAGGUGCGUCCAAGCAGAGGAAACCGCCCAUGGUCAUGACGUCACCCACACGCACAGAGCACGCUCCAUCAGGAAAGCUGCCUGAGAUCCAGCACCCCAAGUUUGCUGCAAAAAGGAGGUGUAGCAAGGCAAAACCUCCGGCUACGCUUCGAGAGGCAGUCUUAGCUACCGCUGAAAAACUGAUGGUGGAGCCACCGUCUGCUUACCCCAUUACCCCAUCCAGUCCUCUAUACACCAACACGGACAGUCUUACUGUGAUCACACCGGUGAAAAAGAAGCGGGGACGACCAAAGAAGCAACCUUUGCUCACUGUGGAGACGAUUCACGAAGGCACUUCCACUAGCCCCGUCAGUCCAAUCAGCAGAGAGUUUCCUGGCACCAAGAAAAGAAAGAGGCGGCGCAGUCUGGCUAAAUUGGCCCAGUUAGUGCCCGGAGAGGACAAACCCAUGAGCGAGAUGAAGUUUCACAAAAAGGUUGGCAAGCUUGGCGUGUUGGAUAAGAAGACCAUCAAAACGAUCAACAAGAUGAAGACACUCAAGAGAAAAAAUAUCUUAAAUCAGAUCUUGUCCUGUUCUAGCAGUGUGGCCCUAAAGGCCAAAGCUCCCCCAGAGACCAGUCCUGGGGCAGCAUCUAUUGAAAGUAAAUUGGGAAAGCAGAUUAAUGUCAGCAAGAGAGGAACCAUCUACAUAGGCAAGAAGAGGGGCAGGAAGCCAAGGACAGAACUGCCACCCCCAUCCGAGGAACCCAAAAUAGCCAUCAAGCACUCCAGGCCUGUGUCUAGCCAGCCGGACGUUCCAGCCGUGCCUUCCAGCUUCCAGUCACCUGUGGCUUCUUCACCAGCAGCUAUGCACCCACUCUCAACACAGUUAGGUGGGUCCAAUGGCAACCUGAGCCCCGCCAGCACUGAAACCAAUUUUUCAGAAUUGAAAACUAUGCCGAACCUCCAGCCCAUCAGUGCUCUUCCAACCAAAACCCAGAAGGGAAUCCACAGUGGGACCUGGAAGCUGUCCCCACCCCGGCUGAUGGCCAACUCCCCAUCACACCUUUGCGAGAUUGGCUCACUAAAGGAGAUAACAUUGUCCCCUGUGAGUGAGUCCCACAGUGAGGAGACCAUCCCGAGCGACAGUGGCAUCGGGACAGACAACAACAGCACCUCCGACCAAGCAGAGAAGAGUUCAGAAUCCCGGCGGAGGUACUCUUUCGACUUCUGUUCCCUUGACAACCCAGAGGCCAUUCCAUCGGACACCAGCACAAAGAACCGGCACGGCCACCGGCAGAAGCAUCUCAUUGUGGACACUUUUCUGGCCCACGAAAGCCUCAAGAAGCCAAAGCACAAGAGGAAACGGAAGAGCCUGCAAAACCGCGACGAUCUCCAGUUUCUGGCUGAGCUGGAAGAGCUCAUCACCAAGUUUCAAGUGUUUAGGAUCUCCCACCGGGGCUACACUUUUUACCAUGAGAAUCCAUAUCCUAGCAUCUUUAGGAUUAACUUUGAUCACUAUUACCCGGUGCCAUAUAUCCAGUACGACCCAUUGCUCUAUCUUCGUAGGACUUCAGACUUGAAGUCAAAGAAGAAGCGUGGUAGGCCUGCAAAAACCAAUGACACCAUGACAAAGGUGCCUUUUUUACAGGGGUUCAGCUACCCUAUCCCCAGUGGAAGUUACUAUGCACCCUAUGGAAUGCCUUACACAUCAAUGCCUAUGAUGAACCUUGGUUACUAUGGUCAAUAUCCAGCUCCUCUGUACCUAUCACACACACUUGGAGCAGCGUCCCCUUUCAUGAGGCCGACAGUGCCACCACCCCAGUUCCACGCAAGUUCUCAUGUAAAGAUGUCCGGGGCAACGAAACAUAAAGCCAAGCAUGGAGUCCACUUGCAGGGAACCGUCGGCAUGGGCCUUGGUGACAUACAGCCAUCCCUGAACCCUCCCAAGGUGGGCGGGGCCACUCUGUCCAGCAGUAGGCUCCACAAGAGGAAACACAAACAUAAGCGGAAGCACAAGGAAGACCGAAUCCUAGGAACCCAUGACAACCUGAGUGGUCUCUUUGCAGGCAAAGCCACAGGCUUCUCCAGCCACCUCCUGAGUGAACGGCUCAGUGGUUCCGACAAAGAGCUCCCGCUGGUGAGCGAGAAGAGCAAACACAAGGAGAGACAGAAGCACCAGCAUGGGGAGGCCAGCCACAAGGUUUCCAAGAACAACUUUGAGGUGGACACCCUGUCUACGCUGUCACUUUCUGACGCCCAGCACUGGACACAGGCUAAGGACAAAGGUGACUUGAGUGGUGAGCCUGUGGAGUCCUGUGCUAAAAGGUACUCUGGCAGCGGUGGAGACAGCACAAGAUCGGAGGGUCUGGAUGUGUUCAGUGAAAUGAAUCCUUCCAGCGACAAGUGGGAUGGUGACAUGGGUGGGAGUAAGAGGAGGAGCUUUGAAGGCUUUGGGACGUACAGGGAGAAGGACAUCCAAGCCUUCAAGAUGAAUCGCAAGGAGAGAGGUUCUUAUGAGUCCUCCAUGUCUCCAGGGAUGCCGAGUCCCCACUUAAAAGUGGACCAGACAGCAGCACACAGUAAGAGCGAGGGCUCAGUAUCUGCCAUGAUGGCCAGGAAGAAGCCGACUGCAGUGGACAGUGUUGCAAUUCCCUCAGCACCCAUGUUAUCUCUCCUUGCUGCAUCUGCAGCAACAUCGGAUGCAGCCAGCUCCUCCCUGAAGAAGAGAUUCAAGAGACGAGAGAUCGAAGCCAUCCAAUGCGAAGUGCGGAAGAUGUGCCAUUAUACCAAGCUUCUGUCCACCAAGAAGAACCUGGACCACGUGAACAAGAUCCUGAAGGCCAAGCGGCUGCAGAGACAAUCAAAGACGGGCAACAACUUUGUCAAGAAGAGGCGAGGCCGGCCUCGGAAGCAGCCCUCACAGUUCGAUGAGGACUCCAGAGACCAAAUGCCAGUGCUGGAAAAGUGCAUUGACCUACCCAGCAAGAGAGGCCAGAAGCCUAGCCUGAGUCCCCUCGCGCUGGAACCGGCCUCGGGCCAGGAUGCAGUGAUGGCCACCAUCGAGGCUGUCAUCCACAUGGCUCGGGAGGCGCCGCCGCUGCCCCCGCCGCCGCCCCCACCACUGCCCCCGCCCCCGCCUCCACCACCCCCACCCCCGCCGCUGCCCAAGACCGCUCGGGGCGGGAAGAGGAAACACAGACCGCAGCCCCCAGCACAGCCCGUGCAGCCCACGCCGCAGCCCCUUCCCCAGGAAGAGGAGGUGAAGGCCAAAAGGCCACGGAAGUCCCGAGCCAGCGAGAGCGAUGUCCUUCCCUAGGGCGAGCCUGGGUGGCGGGAUCCGGGCAGGGACUGACGUGGGGGGAGCACAACAGGCAGGGUGGGGCUGAUGCCCAGCCACAGGGACACCCCGCCCCUCUCUGCAGCGGGUGGGCAGGAUGGGCAGAGGGCAGGGUGGAGCUAUAGGGAGCUGGGGUAGUGGAACAAGGGAACCCCCUCCAAAAAAAGAAAAAGUAGCUGCCACUGCUGUUUAUUCAGUGGCAGGAUCCUUGCGGGCUGCAGAAGACCGAGGAACGCAAAGCUGGUGCUCAAAGAUGGCCACCUGACCUUCCUCAUCCCAGGUGUGCCCUUGAUUCCGAUUUCAUUUGCUGGUCAGAAAAAAGAUAAAUAAUAAAUAAAUAAAUAAAUGAGAAACACCAUUAGCAAACAUUCCAAGGGGAAGCAAAGCUGCAAAUUUACCAGCUGGCUUGUUUGUAAGCCACUUCCGCAUAAUUGGUUAUUAUUUCUUUGGGUUUGCAAACUCCGCUAGGCUUUGGGGCACCAACAUCAUCUUCAAGUGACCCGAGAGAUGAAUCUUUCCGUUAACAGCACAGUUGCUCAGAUGGAAUCUUGUGAUCAGAAGGUGGAAUUGGACUGAUAGGCGACCUUAGAUCUGCUCGUGUUCCUGUCUCGUACACUGAUUUUGCAUUGUCCCUUUCCUGCUUUUCCUUUGUGUUGUGUUUUCAUGUACUCCCGUUAACUUGCUGCCUUCAACUUUGUGAUACACAUCUAAACAAGGUGAACUUUACUCACGUUGUAAAGUCCACUCUUCAAAUCCUGCCUCAAGGAACCGGCUUUGAAUCCCAAUCGUUGUGAAACAUAACUCAGUACAGUGUAGAAGCUUUUUAAUAAGUGACUCAGAGCAGCCGAUGGAUAUGUCGACCCAAGUGUCAGCCAGGUUAUUUUUAUACUUAAAACAUAUCAGUGGCGAAUAGGCAGGAAAAAAAAAAUGCUCUUAAUACCCCCCAGCAAGUGGAAUAACUGAUAAGCCACCAAAAAUGAAAAUCCCACACCCACCAGAAAGAAAACUGUCUAGCAAUGCCUUGGUACCUGAUUAUUUUCAUGCAAAGAGCUGUCAGAGGUUGUUAAGAAAAAGAAACAAAGACAGUAGACGUCCAUUAUCUCUUAAUAAUUAUUCCUUAAAAUUGAAGGGGAGUAAGUGUUCUUAUCUAAAAU